Molecule: messenger RNA, 235 nt
Organism: Symbiodinium sp. CCMP2456
Lineage: Eukaryota; Dinophyceae; Suessiales; Symbiodiniaceae
Source: the annotation of a GenBank genome assembly
AUGGCCGCCGCUCCCGAGGAAGAAGCUCAGGACAUCUUCUACGUGUGCGAGAAGGCACUGAAGACCGUCAAAGAGAAGCUCGAGAAGGGCGAAGACAUCACGGAGGACCUGGUGAAUGAGCUCACAUUGCCAGACAAGGUGGCUGAUGAGGAGAUGAUGGUCCCUGUGGAUAUGCGCGGUGUGGGCGAGGACUACGACGACGUGGAGCAGAUGCUAGAGAAGCUCGGCAACAAAG